UUUGUAACCUUAAAGGUAGAAACUCUCAGGGAAUUAUCAGCCCAGGUCGGGUUUCUUUGGAAGGAAAGAGACUUGAAUGCAGGACAGAGAAGCUGUGAUUCAACCGUAGGCACAUUGGGGAAUAUCAGAGAGGCUCCCUGUUUUCAGGAGGAAAGGGGGCAAUUUGGAAGGCUGUUAAGAACCGAAGGUCCAUUGGUGGCAUCUGGGAGUUCCAAGUGUUGUAGCUUCUCGUGGGUGAGCCCUGUUGGAGGAGGUGAGGGGGGGAUAUAGAGAUGAGAAUAGAGUUCUGCUAGCUGGAGUAGUGGAGUAUCCAUGUGCGAGGUCAAGUCCAUGUCUUCCUGUUGGGUCCCCACUUUAUUUGGAGGGGUAGUGUGUGGGGGCUCCCCCUGCCCAAACCUCCUGCCUGUGUUUUGUGACAUUUCCCGUUAGGAGUUUUCAAAAUUACCCUUUUAAAAAAAUUUUAUUACGUUAGUCGCCAUGCAGUACGUUAGUUUUUGAUGUAGUGUUCCAUGAUUCAUUGUAUUUGUGUAACACCCUCACUCCUUCUGAUCAAGAUUUGCUUUGAUGAGCAAAAUAAAUCAGAGAAAGAUAAAUACUGUAUGAUUUUACUCAUCUGUGGAGUUUAUAAAGAAAAAAAAAACAAAUGAGCCAAGAGAAGAAAAAAGAGUCAAACCAAGAAACACUCUUAAGUAGAGAGAACAACCUGUUGUUACCGAGGGGAGGUGUUUGGGGGAAUGGGUUGAAUAGGUGAUAGGGAUUAGGAUGAGCACCAGGUGUUGCCUGGAAGUGUUGAAGCGCUAGAUUGUACACCUGAAAUGAGUAUCAUAGUGUAUGUGGACUAAUUGUAAAUAAGAACUUUAAAAAAGUUUCCUUGGGAGAAUUUCUUUUUCUCUUUAGGAUUUUAUUUAUUUGUAUGUAUGUAUGAGAGAGAGACAGAGAGGCAGAGAGGCAGAGGGAGAAACAGGCCCCCGCUGAGCAAGGAUCCCAAUGUGGGACUCAAUCCCAGGACCCUGGGACCAUGACCUGAGCCAAAGGCAGACGCUUAAUCGACUGAGCCGCCCAGGUGUCCCUGGAAGGCUUCCUGAUCAACAGUCAAGUUCUUUGUAGUUAGUGGUUUUGUGUUUCAGUGCCAGCAAAGCUUUUUCAGAUUGGCAUGUCUCAUGUUGGAGGGAAUGUGCAUGGCAGUUGUAGACUACUCAAGUGACACCUGAGGAACAGGGAGGGUUAGAUGGGAGAAACUCACGAACUUCCCAUGUGAAGUCUGUAUCUGCUCAAGACUGAGACCAGUGAGCCAGCAUCACUUCAUUGGAGACAGUGUUUCUACAAAGGACUGAGAGACAGCAAGUACAGAAUCAAAAACAAGAUGACAAUUCCAAACCAUAUGCUGGUUUUAAUCCAGGACCCUAGGUCUGAAAGGAGCCAACUGAAAAUAUUUAUUGGCACUUGUUUGGACUGAAGGCAAACCCGGAGUCCUGUAUGCCUCCUGGAAGUGUCCUCCCCCAGUGGCUAGAAACAAAACAGACAAAUACUGCAGGAAUGCACUGAAUGAAAUCACUGAGCACAUUAGGGAACAUAGAGUACACUGAAGAACAUGAAGCAAUAGUUAGAGAACUUGUUGCAAGAAUAGGAAUACUUCUGGGACAUUUCAAAACAGUAUUGUUCUUUCAAAAGAACUGUUUAGAACUAUAUGGGUUAUCAGUAGUGGUCUGUUAUGUUGUAAAUUCAGAAACCAUGCAUUUGGAUUAGAAUCAGGAUUCAGUUAGUAGUUGAGGUAAAAGAAAGACUUUUGAAUUCUGAACCUUCUAAACCUCUAGAAAUGCUCACAAGAUCAAAAGGAGGCGAUUUUAGGGAAGAUCAUAAUCCAAAGAGGUUUCCUCCUUUUGCAAGAGACUGGGAUAUGCAGAAAAUGGCAUGUUCUUUGCACAAAAGAGGUAGAAGGAGCAACAGUGAGAAAAGGAAUGCAGGCCUGGUCUGGACAUGUGGGGCAAGCUGUCUCCCCAGAUGUUUUCUAUUGCAAUUUGGGAAGUAUUUACCUUCUUGUCACCAGCUGGUGUACAGGUCCAGUCAGGGUUUGGUGCCUUCUUUAAAUGUGUCCCGUGGACCCAAGAGUCCAUUCCCUGGGAUUUGGCAGCACAAGGUUUGGUUAGCAGUAUGUGAUAAGGGCCUCUCAAGGGAGGUUGAAGAGAAUCUCUGUGGAGGUGUCUUUUCCAAUGGAGAGACUCUCCAGGUUGCAAGGUGUGAUGAUCAAGGGAGUAAGUUGUGUCACUCUCCGUGGAAUGAAGAUCAAGCCGGGUUCCAUCGGGAAAGGCAUCCCCUCCUUCGACGUCCAGGUCUGGUCCUAAAGGCAUUUGCUGGGUGCAGUUAGGGCUGAGCUGGGAUUGAACAAUUGUGGGACACCAGGUGACAGAACCAGCUGUGCCCACUCCACCCCACCCCCACCCCAGUUGUUGUCCUUCUUCUUCUCCUCCUGUUUUCCCGCCGAUUUCCUGGGGAGGCUUCAGUUGAGAACUGCAGUAUCCUGGGCAUGAAUGCUGCUCAGCCUGGCAGCUGGAAGCCUCAUACACAACAGAUGGGACCAGAGCACCUGGAGGGAGCCCUGGCAGCUCUCUCCAUCAGCUGGUGCUUCUAGUUUUCCCUGAUCUGUGUUUUCUAGCUUGAAGACACGUUUGCCACGUCUGCAUAUCCGUGAGACCAGGAGACCCAUAACUUGGGUUUCACCAUUUCCUGACUUCAAAGUCUUCUGACAGCUGUAAUCUAUUUUUUGACAGGGCUCCUCCCCCCAUUUAUUCUCACCAGUGUCACACAAAUAGUCAGGUACUGUGUGGGUGGGGCCGGCGUGUUGGGGUGGCCCUGCAGGUUGGGAUCCACAGGCCUGUUGCUCCAGAUCAUUGACGACAAGGGCAACAGCCUGCCGUUCAACACUGAAGGCAACAUUGGCAUCAGGACGAAGCCCACCAAGCCCAUUGGCCUCUUCAUGGGCUAUGAAGCUGAAUGGUAUUGUAUGGGUAUACCAUAUUUUGUAUAUCCAUCAAUUUCUUAAUAGACAUUUAGAUUAUUUCCAUCUUUUGGCUACUGUGAAUAAUGCUGCAAUGAACAUUGGUGUGCAAGUAUCUGUUUGAGUUCCUGCUUUCACUUCUUUUGGAUAUAUACCUGAAAGUGGAAUUGCUGCAUCUUAUGGACAACCCAGUAAAGACAGCCAAAGUGGAGUGUGGGGACUUUUACAACUCUGGAGAUAGAGCAACUAUGGAUGAAGAGGGCUACAUCUGGUUCCUGGGGAGGAACGAUGACAUCAUCAAUGCCUCUGGGUGGUGAAGGCAUUUAUUGUCCUGACUCCGGAAUUCCUCUCCCAUGACCGGGACCAGCUCACCAAGGAGCUACAGCAGCAUGUGAAGUCAGUGCCAGCCCCGUAUGGAAUUUGUCUCAGAGCUGCCCGAAACCGUCACUGGCAAGAUUAAAAGAAGUGACCUUCGGAAAAAGGAGUUUGGUCAGAUGUAAUCAGCAAAACCCUCAGAAACCACUGUGUCUUCUUUGCCAAAUCCCUGGCUGCCUCAGUUUCCUCACUAUGGGGAGGGUGAGGAGGGGAGUGUUGGACAUUGAUUUUAAGAGCAUCAGGAGUGCUCACAUUGCAGCAUUUUUGUUCUUUUAAAUUACUAUCCAUUACUCUCCUGCUUCCAAGUCCCCGAGUGAGCGCCCAGGAUGUAGCUGGGGUAAUAAAGGGACAUGAGCAUCCAAGGGGACUUGUGUUGUGCUUUGAUUCUGUGAAUGAACCAGAGCUAAAUGCGGUCCCUCCAUGAUUCUCCCCAAGCCCCAUUGGAGAGGACUCUGGGGCCAGAUUCUCCCCCCUGGUUCCAGGGGCCCUGGGUGACUCCUGUUGUCUGUUCAACAACCACAACACAGAGGUCUGGGGAGGGACCCUUCCUUGGCCCCAGGUGUCCACCUCUGCCUGGCUUGCCCAUGCCCUGCUGGAGGGUGAGGUCAGGGCCAAGCUAGUGAGGUGGCUGGGGAAGGGGGAAGGCACCGAGGGCAGCCCAGCCUGGUGGUUCCACCUGCCUGCCAGACCAUUCCUCACCGCUCCAUCCAGCAUGCCAUGGACCCGCUGCCUCUGUAUGGUGCUGCUUCCAGGUCCCAGCCUGCACCAGCUUAGGUGUGGGAGGGAUCUGCCCUGUGGGGACCCAGGAAACCUGCAAGACUCCUCCAGCCCUUUCCGGGGUGCCCAAUCCCCCAUGCCUUCCAUGGAGCCCAGGAGCUCCGUUCCCCAGCCCUCCGUAGGGCCCCCCAAUCACUCACCCUUCCCCAGGGCCCAGGAAUCCCUCAGCCUCCCCAGGGGCCCGGAGCUCUCCCCACACUUUAUGAGGUCCUCCUGCCAUCUGUAGCCCGAGAGAUGAUGUGUGCAAAGGGCAGGGCUUAGCACAGGCCUGAAACAGGAGGGACCUCUGGUUGUCACCAGUGUUGCUUUGAACAGCUGUGAGACGUGAGGCACCGGAUCUGGGAAGGCACUUGCCCCAUGGAGAUGAUGAUGCUAAUGUCCACAGGUGCUCAGCACGGGGCUUCCUCUUGUCCUCAGCACAGUUAUGGACACAGGCUUGGACGCCCCAGCUCCCUGAAGGAAAGCAGCCCAGGGUCACAGAGCUGGUAAGCAGCACAGCUGGAUCUCACACUCUAGGCUCCCGGCCCUGUUUCCAGGGGCCACGAAGGGCUUCGUAGACAGGAGGCUGACACUGGCUUUGGGGACACUUCCUCACCUCCACGAGUGAUCUCACCUGUUCGAGGCCCCCAAACUCUGUUCACUGCUUCUUCUUCCCUGCUCCCUGUUCCAGUUAUAAUCAGGGUGACCCCGGCCAUCCUUCCUGGAAUUCCCUAGUCCCCCUUAUAGGCUGGGCCUAUAUAUAUAUAGUCUGACUCCACCCCUUCUGUAGCUGGUCUCUCCUUCUAUAACCAGGACCACCCGACUCUGGGGCUCUGGAGGCGGGCAGCAGCUUCUAAACAGAAUUUAAUACAAAUGUUUUGCUAUCCUUGUUUUGUUUUUGUUUGCGUGUCUUUUAUGGCUUCUUUAUAUUUUAUGGCUAAUUAUAUAAAUAUAUUUAUAUUUAUGUUAAAGAUACUGCGUUCCUAUUUUAGCAGUGCUGAAAUGGUUCCUGUUUACAAGAAAUUUACACAGUAAGUGGUGGUUUGUAGAGCAUUGAUUUUCAGCUGCCUUGGGCCUGAAUGAGUUGGGAUUAACUCACAAUUAGAUAACACUAAUUGUGUUAGUCCUAGAGAGAAACAGUUUAGGAGGUUCGGCUCAGGACAGGGCCCAAGAGAGAUGAUCACAGGGGGUUUGUCCAGUCACCUGGGUCCCUGGCCCUGCCCACCUGCUUGGCUCUCCCCGUCCAGCACACCUGGGGCUGCCAGCUCUCUGGGUGUUGUCUUGGAUCCCCCAGGAGAGAAGCUGGUGAAUGUUUUCUCUUAAAAUGCUCUCAUUCCUGGAGGUCCCAAGAGAUCCCAUGAGAGUCAGCUUGGAUUGUUUCCCCUGUGAGGUUCAUAUCGUAAAGCCCAAGCUAGUGGGUAGCAGGGUCACAUAGAUAAGCGACAGAUCUACCGCUGUUGGAGGUGUUCAAAUGUCUCCGUCAAUUAGGGAUGAUUUUGAGGCCAUUCGGUCUUCUCAUACUAAUAUCCCAGGAUAUACCAGCCCAGAAGACAUAUCUGAUUACAAUUUUGUCAUGCUUAUUUCAUUCGGUUCCAAUGUAGCUUUUUCUUUGGGAUUUCUUUACUCCUAUUUUAUUUGUAGAGGUACUUCUCAAUUUCUAAACAUAUGGGAAUUUCUAGUGAGCUUUUUAUCCAUGAUUUCUAGCACAUUAUAUUACCACAACAUGCUCUGUGUGAUUUCAUGCCUCUGAAACAUAUUGAAAUGUCCCUUAUGACCAAAAUAGAUCGGGUGCAUUUUUGUAAGUGUAUCCUAUAUGCCUAAAGUUAAUGUGUCCUCCACAGUGGUCUAUGGAUGUGGACAGACAUACGGAGAUAGCUGUGGGAUUCAGAUGGUUUGCUCUCAAGGUCUACAUGUUAUGGAUGUUCUGUCUGCUUUGAGUCACUGAGAGAGGGUUGAAACCUCCCACUCUGCUUGUGUAUUUGCUUGUUGUUGCAGUUCUGUCCUCCUUUGCUUUAUAUGUUGUUCAGCCAAUGGCUCUAGGAUGGGAGUUCUGGAAGGAAGGAGAUAGCGCCCAGAAGAGGGCAACAGGGACCUGGGUUGGGAGGCAGCAGAAACAAGAAGGAUGGCCAAAGUUCCAGAGAGGACCUGUUAUUGGGAUGGCACGUGGUGGGGCGCCAGUUGGGAAGGGGCUCUUUAAAUAUGAGGUCACGCGGGGUGCCCAUUAUGACCUACCAGGGGCAAAGGCAGAUGAUUGGCUGAGAGAGAGUAUAAAGCCUCUGGGUUGCUAAGGAAUGGUUCAACCAGGGGAAGGCUUGGAGAAAAGUGUAUCCUCCUCCAAUCCCUUCACCUGCUACUGUUUCCUGCUGACCUAGUGAUUUACUAACCUGCUGACCUACUACCCUUUCUGAACCUCCCCUCGAGUACUUACUCUGACCCUGACACCGUCGCUGACCCCUUCUUCUCCUGACAAACGCCUUCCCCAAUCCCACCCUUUAUUUCUACCCUGCUCCCAACCCUCAUUAAAACCCUAUCCCCUUCCCACCCCUUCCCACCCCUCCCUACCCCACCCACCCCUACCUCCACUCCACCCCCCAUCUCCACCUCCUCCCUGACGCCCCAGCACCCCUUGAAAGGACCAAGACAUGAAGGUGCAGAGGCUGUUGUUCCUGGUGCUCUUGCUGCGGUGUCCCGGUUCCCCAAACCCAAAUGUUCCAGAGGAGUUUAUCCAGGUCCUUCAUGGAUGUACAAUAGAAGUCAGUGACUUCUUACCUACUCUUGUCCAUGUUGUGCCUGACCGUUUCCUUCUUGGCCCUGAUGGGGUUGGAGUUCUAUGGAAACUUCCCAUUAUCACUGCCCCCUUGGGAGUUUGUGUCUUUCUCAUUUAUAUCUGGAGAACCAUCCUCGCUAUAAAGCCUCGGCGAUAUGAAGUAACCUUACAACAAAUAAAUGAGAAGAUCCAUCGACUUAGGACAGAAAACAGGGAGCUUGCUCAGGAAAUAUCCCUUUGGGAGCUGAAGAUCCGGGAAGGCAAGAAGCAUGUUGCAGAAACUAAGAGUGAACAUAAGUUUCUCUCUGAGGAAGUUCUUAAAUUGAAGGAGAACAUCGAAAAGGUUGACGAAGUUAAUGAAAAUUUAAAUGACACCCUUCGUUGGGCACUGGCUCACUUGCAAAUUGAGAGAGAGAAGAAGGUCAAGAAUCAGGAUGUGGCCCAAGAUGCAUUCGAGGAUGGAGAGCAGAGAGCCUUUAGGGCCAAAAAACGAGAACUGCAGGAAUGUCGACGAUUGUUGGAAGACCAUUGCAAUGCCCUGAGUUCUUUGAAAACAACUCAAGAAGCCGAACUGAAAAUGCUGAGGAGGAAAGUGGAUAUCGUGGUGGAUUUCUCUAAACAAAGACAAGCGGCUGCCGAAGAGAAGGUUGCAAAGACCCGCUGUGACCUGGAGGCAACAGAGAGUCAGCUGUCCGCUGCCAUGGAAAAUCUGAAAGGAAUCACAGAAGCAACGGACAAGUACAAGCAAGAAAUUGGAGAGAUGCAAGAUCAGCUGCAGGAGGCAGAGCUCACCUUCCAACACAAGAUCGCAGCUCAUGAGAGAAGUGCUCUAGAUAAUUGGAUCAAGGCUCAGGUUUGGGAGAGGAAGAUAGUGCAGCAGAGGAGGGAGAACGCCUAUGUGAAACACAGACUGCACAUGAUGAGGAGAGAGAUGCUGCCUGAGGGAUCCAUGAGGCAGGAACCGAUGCCGGGAAGACCUGAGACACAGAACCGUGUGCAGAGAGGGCUUUGGUCUGAUGCUGAAACUGGUGGGUCUCCCAUGGGGAACAGGGGCACCGAGCCUCACAGAGACCCAGGGAUGAGCAAGGUCGGUACAGAUGUGAGAGGGUUUCCUCAUGCUCCAAGGCCCCCCCAUAUGCCCUACCACAUGGGGCAGGGUUUACCAGGCUUCCCUGGCUAUGGGCCACCUCCACCUCCUCCACAUGGGUGGACAUGGGGGCCUCAACCACAGCUCAUUCCUGCUACACAUGGGCUUCGGUCGUAUUCAGAAACCUGUGGCUCUCAAGGGGACAACAGUGGCACCCCGCCCAAGAAGGUCCCACAGAAGGACUAGAACCCUGUGGAUGCAAGAGGACCUGCUCCUGUACCCGGCCCACUGGGUCCACCGUACCCCACGGAUCCCCCUUCAUCACCAUCCUGGAGCCCUGGGGCACAUCUCCCUCCACCCACCCAGUGGUCUCUGCAUCCUUACCCUGCACCCGAACCUACACCACAGGGUUUGAUGAUAUGAAUUGUAUGAUUUGACUUAUAA
Molecule: messenger RNA, 8424 nt
Organism: Mirounga angustirostris (Northern elephant seal)
Lineage: Eukaryota; Metazoa; Chordata; Mammalia; Carnivora; Phocidae
Product: transport and Golgi organization protein 1 homolog
Exons: 23
Coding region: 6769-8226 (485 amino acids)
Biological process (GO): vesicle cargo loading; acyl-CoA metabolic process; endoplasmic reticulum to Golgi vesicle-mediated transport
Cellular component (GO): mitochondrial matrix; endoplasmic reticulum membrane; endoplasmic reticulum exit site
Molecular function (GO): fatty-acyl-CoA synthase activity; fatty acid ligase activity
Source: RefSeq, a predicted model, not a curated record